GGGUAAACUGUGUCCUGAAAAUUUGAAGAGCGCAUGCGCGCGCGGGAUCCUUCCUUUUGCCUCGUUGCCCUCCUGAGAGCAAGAUGGGUCACCAGCAGCUCUAUUGGAGCCACCCGCGAAAAUUCGGCCAGGGUUCUCGUUCUUGUCGCGUCUGCUCAAACCGGCACGGUCUGAUCCGGAAAUACGGCCUCAAUAUGUGCCGCCAGUGUUUCCGUCAGUACGCGAAGGACAUCGGUUUCAUUAAGUUGGACUAAGUGAUCUUCUUUGAAUGGAUUUUCCACGGCACCCACAAAGUGAAAGAGACCAUGCUAGUAGCUCUUUGUAUAUAAAAUAAAAUUUAAAAGAAACUCCA
Microcebus murinus (gray mouse lemur) is the source of this 352-nucleotide messenger RNA. It is a transcript of the gene RPS29, whose product is annotated as ribosomal protein S29. The record is from RefSeq and is a predicted model, not a curated record. Gene Ontology annotation, molecular function: zinc ion binding; structural constituent of ribosome. Lineage: Eukaryota; Metazoa; Chordata; Mammalia; Primates; Cheirogaleidae. Gene Ontology annotation, cellular component: ribosome; cytosolic small ribosomal subunit. Gene Ontology annotation, biological process: cytoplasmic translation.